AUGGCCUCUGUUGACAAUAUCGAUACUAGAUUAUUUAAAUAUAUUGGUAUAGUCAGUGAAGGCGAUGUAUAUAGUCAUAACUUAGUAUAUAUUCAUACUAAUGAGAAGCAAAUAAAUGUCAUUAUCAAUGAACGCACCUUUUUCAGACUGCCUUAUACUUCAUGUGAGUUAAAGUUUGCAUCAACAAUUGUUAGUAAUAAAGUUUUUACAAGACUAAAGGAAUAUAUAUUUGAAAUUAUUGCACAUAAUGAACUCAGUGCUGAUAAAACAUUUUUGACAUGCUUACUAGAAAAACAUGAAAAAUCAUCUUGUGGAAAAGAACUAGAACUAAAACUUUCUCAGCUUAUAACAAAAAUUGUUACACAGUAG
This is a messenger RNA of Funneliformis caledonium, 369 nucleotides long. The record is from the annotation of a GenBank genome assembly. Lineage: Eukaryota; Fungi; Glomeromycota; Glomeromycetes; Glomerales; Glomeraceae.